AUGCUUUUAGAUGUCAUGGAAAAGAGUCGAAUGGUUGAACAUUUCUUUGAGCCUGCAGAUAUCUAUAUCUUUAAAACCGGUUAUGAUCGAUCACGUCUUGUUGUUCCAGAUUAUUAUCUUCGUGCUGCGAAACAGAAUAACACAGUAGUUGUAAGGUUACUUAUUGAACAUUCUGAAGACUUCUUCAACAAUGCAUUAUUUUGGGCCGCUGUUCGUGGUAAUGCUGAUGUAAUCAAUUUACUACUUGAAUAUGGCUAUAGAAAGAUUGAUGUUCAAGAAGAAGACAUCAAGUCAUUCAAUGCUAAUCCAGAUCUAAUUAAGUUAAUUAAUAAAUAA
This is a messenger RNA of Trichomonas vaginalis G3, 336 nucleotides long. RefSeq lists its product as uncharacterized. The transcript has a single exon. Gene Ontology annotation, molecular function: protein binding. The record is from RefSeq and is a predicted model, not a curated record. Lineage: Eukaryota; Parabasalia; Trichomonadida; Trichomonadidae. The coding region runs from base 1 to 336 and encodes 111 amino acids.